This is a messenger RNA of Triplophysa dalaica, 1650 nucleotides long. It is a transcript of the gene prkag3b, whose product is annotated as protein kinase, AMP-activated, gamma 3b non-catalytic subunit. Bases 185 to 1279 code for a protein of 364 amino acids. The transcript is spliced from 12 exons. The record is from RefSeq and is a predicted model, not a curated record. Lineage: Eukaryota; Metazoa; Chordata; Actinopteri; Cypriniformes; Nemacheilidae.
UGAUUCUCCUCCCCCUCUCACGGCCCUCCCUCUGCAUGCCAGGACCGGCUCUUUCUCCUGAUUUAGAUUUUGCUCUGCAUGCGGGGACUGGAGUGCAGCUGAAGUAUGCUCUAGUCAGGCCAGCUCCGCCACCGAAAACCCCUUUGUCUCACUCAGCCACCCGACUGAGCAGCGGGACCCCGACAUGGACCCUCUGACGGAGAGCCCCUUUAUGGAGGAUGAAGGACUAUCCAUGAAGAGGACAGGUCCUCUGCAAGAUCCCGACUCAGAUGCGUAUGCCAAGUUUUUCAUGAGUCACUGCUGCUACGAUGCCAUUCCAACCAGCUCCAAAUUGGUCAUUUUCGACACAACGCUGCAGGUGAAGAAAGCAUUUUUUGCACUGGUUGCAAAUGGUGUGAGAGCUGCGCCUUUAUGGGACAACAAGCUGCAGUGUUUUGUAGGAAUGCUUACCAUUACAGACUUUAUCAACAUUCUCCAUCGUUACUACAAAUCUCCUAUGGUACAGAUCUAUGAGCUGGAAGAACACAAGAUUGAGACAUGGAGAGAGGUCUAUCUGCAGUGUUCUCUCAGGUCCCUGGUCAGCAUCACACCUGAAUCCAGCCUCUUUGAAGCCAUUUACUCUUUACUGAAGCACAAGAUUCAUCGCCUGCCCAUCAUAGAUCCAGAAUCGGGGAACGUCCUCCACAUACUGACCCACAAACGUAUCCUCAAGUUCUUGCACAUCUUUGUAAGAGCUUCUGUUAUUCUCCAAAAUGAGUUUCAUGUUGAGAGUGGCAAUAUCUUGACCAAAUAUAUGUUUUGUAAAUCACAGGGCUCCAUGAACCCAAAGCCACAGCUCUUACAGAAGCGGAUUGAGGAAGUUGAAAUCGGUACUUUCAAGAGCAUCGCGACUGUCAGGGAGACGGAAACUGUUUAUGAUGCUCUAUCAAUAUUUGUAGAGCGACGGGUCUCCGCCCUGCCCGUCGUCAAUGAGCAAGGGAAAGUAGUGGCACUGUACUCCAGGUUUGAUGUCAUUAAUUUGGCUGCGCAGAAAAACUACAACAAUCUGAACAUGACAAUGCGGGAGGCCCUUCAGAGCUGUAGUGGCUGUAUUGAGGGUGUGCUGAAAUGUUAUCCUCAUGAAACUCUUGAAAUCAUCAUUGAUCGCAUCGCUGAGGCAGAGGUUCACCGUCUGGUGUUAGUGGACAAAGAGGAUGUGGUGAGGGGCAUCAUCUCGCUCUCUGAUUUGCUUCAGGCGUUGGUGUUGACUCCUGCAGGUGUUGAUGCACUCUUCUCUUGACACCUGUGGAGGAAUUCCUUCUUUACCACCAGCUUGAUUGAAAUCCCUCCUCACAACAGAAAUUGACUGAGCCUUGAAGAUGUGAAUGAUCGAAGACUGAAAGUGUAAAUAUUUUGUAAACGUUGCUAGCACCUUGGGAUUUGAUGUAUCACUUAAAGUGUUGUUUUGCAAUAUUAGUUGUAUAUUUGUAUCAUUUUUAUUUUUAAGGAACUGCCAAAUAAUCAUUUGAAUUGUGCUAGUUUUAUGUCGGUAUAAAAGUACACUGCAGACAUUUUGUAACAUACUGUUUAACAAUGCCAAUGCGGCAAAAAUCUUUCAAAACCUUUUUGUCAAAACUCCUGAUCCUCACAUUAAAAACAGAUCAACUGUUA